AUGCUAGAUGGAGGCGGGCAUGUACAUAUAAGGCACAUCACCCCCUCUCCGUUGGUCAAUGUGGGAUGUUACAAUCCACUUCCCUUAAGAGCCCGAAGUCCUCGUCGGCACAUUUGCACCACACGGCAGAGUGGCUAUGAUACCAAAUUGUCAUAUCCAGGGAUUGGCUUCGCCGUAACACGAUAUUGUCCACUUUGGCCCCCCCUCUUUGCCUUCACGGUUUUGUUUCUGGGAACUCACGAGCAACUUCCUAAUAGGUCACCCAUUCUGGGAUUGCUCUAUCCCCAACUCGCUUACCUUCGAAAUUCUCAUGACUCCGAAGCCAAUGAGCUCCCAAAAGGCCUCGUGCUAGAUAGAGGCGGAAUGGAUUCGAAAAGAGACGAAGUUGGGGUUUGGAUUUGGGUAGAGAAGAAAAUAGAGAGGAAGAGGAAGAACUGGGUUUUGAGGGCAAAGUUGUGA
Prunus armeniaca (apricot) is the source of this 459-nucleotide messenger RNA. The record is from the annotation of a GenBank genome assembly. NCBI's taxonomy places the organism in Eukaryota, Viridiplantae, Streptophyta, Magnoliopsida, Rosales, Rosaceae.